Molecule: messenger RNA, 1702 nt
Organism: Cynara cardunculus var. scolymus (artichoke)
Lineage: Eukaryota; Viridiplantae; Streptophyta; Magnoliopsida; Asterales; Asteraceae
Exons: 7
Coding region: 224-1414 (396 amino acids)
Source: RefSeq, a predicted model, not a curated record
AUCUACGUUUCUGAUUCCCUUACUCAAACUCUUUCCCUAAACCCUCCUUCCAAUCUUUAUGGUCGUUGUGCAUCAUCAUCAUCAUCAUCUAUUAGGGUUUUCUUCUUAAAAAGACAUAUUUUUUUAGGGCUUCUCUUCGUCAUCUGCAAAACGUACUAUCUUGGAGAGUGAUCAAGCAAAGCUACAUAAAGAUUUCUCCCUUAUUCUGGUAAAGUUGAUAUAUAUGGAUUCCAUGGAUCUUAAAGGUAUUGCAUGGGUUGGUAAUAUAUACCAAAAGUUCGAAGCUAUGUGCUUGGAAGUUGAAGAAGCUAUGUGUCAGGAAACAGCUAAAUAUGUUGAAAAUCAAGUCCAGACAGUGGGUGCGAGUAUGAAAAGGUUCUGUUCUGAUGUCAUGCAGGAUAUGCUUCCUCCGUCGUCAAAGGAUCUAUCGAGAGUUGCUAGUGCUGACUUGUUACUUAACCCUUAUCUUGAGUUUGGAAUACACAAGAAAUCAAUAUCAAGCAUCAAGGAAGAUGCUAAAGAUCCUGUGUGUAUCAAGGGUAUUUCUGAAGAUAAAUCAAACUCGAGCAAUGAUGUUUGGGAAGAUUGGUCUGCAGCAUCUUUCAAUUGGGAGGAAAUUAGUGAUAAAGAGGAAGCAAAUUGUGACCGGAUGGCCAUGCAAGCAUCAAACAAAGUUGUAGAAUGUGGAUCAAGAGGAGAGAAGGAAGGGAGAAUACGUAAUAUGAUUGUAGAUACAUCAUUUACCAAGUCCAGUGCAAAGGGAGGGAAAAGAUCGAGAUGCAUCUCCUCUAGCAAUAUCAUAAGAGCAGAACGCUCAGAUACAAGUGAAAUUAGUGGGAUGGUUUCUCAGAUGGGUUCACAAGCUAGUUCUAAUGAACCAAGUGGUCAGACUAUCGAUGGACAUUUGCCCCAUACAGAUUCGUGUGAAAAUAGCAGGCAAGUUUCUCUUUCUCAGACAGACUCGCACAUUAGUGCUAAUGCUCAGUGUGGUCAAUCUGUUGGUGAAGAGGUCUUUUGGUCCCAUACAGAAAGUUCAGCAAACCGCGAUCCAGAUUUAGAAGAGGAAAAUGGCGCUACUGUGCAAUCAAUGGAACCUACUGGACAUGAAUCUGAUUUAGGAUUUGAGGAAACAUGUGUUUUAGUGGAAGGAAAUGAUUAUCGUCCUGUCAACCACAAAGAAGAAAUAAGACGGUCGUACAAGAAAAAGAUUCAGAGCACUUUUUCUUUGAAAAAGAAGUCAUCGGCAAGGAAGCAGGAAUACAAGCAACUUGCUGCACAAUAUGGCAUCAUGAAUGCAGAACCGAACAUACAAGGUGAGGAAGCUAUCGCACUUGCACCCACUGUUUCGAAACACACAAAAGCUAAAACGGCAGCAACUCAUGACUCAUUAGAGUUGGAGUGGGAGCUUCUCUAGAUGCUGUUAUUGAUCCCUCUGUAAAUAAAUUCCUAUUUAUGUCUGCUGUCGGCCCCUUCUCCUGCACAAUCUAAGUUGAUACCAAAACGAUAUGGGCGUUUUCUGUUAAAAUGAAAGUUCGAUGAUCACCUGAUUUGGGACAAGGGAGCUGUUAAUAGUGUUGAUUGUGGAGAGUUUAAUUCUGCUUUUGAGCUGAUUUAAGCUCUUAUAUGAUGCCAUAAUGAUAAUAUUGUUUACAAAAUUGUUAGUUCUUGAUAUUUCUCAUCUUGGAAUGCAAGGGAACUUGAG